GAGGCUUCAACACUUUACCAAAUAUGGCCAAUGCGGGGCGUGGGAUCCAUUAUGCUGCUGAGACUGGUAUGAGUGGAGGAGAGAUGCGCGGUGUAACAAGGAACUUUACGCUUUAAAACAAUAACCUGAAAGACAACUCCGAGCCAAUAAAGUCGAAUAUGUAACAACAUCUACAGAGUGUGACAAGCAGCCAACACAAGAGCUCAAAUUCAGUAUUAAAGACUCACCUUCAAGAAGCCGCUCUCCAUUCCUGACUGACGUGACGUCCCAUAAUGCCACUGAUCGUGCUCCCCACCUCCCAGCGGCUAUGGGUGCGCGUAGCCGCCCUGCUGUUCACCUGCGUGGCGUUCAGUGUUGCAUCACACGGCGGCAAACUGCACCACGGCGGCAUGUCUGACUGGUGCAUCUUCUGCUGGGUGUUCAGCUUCGCCUGCACCCUGCUGGUCCUGCUGGUUGAGGUGUUCGGCCUCCAGGCUCGCAUCCCGGUGUCCUGGACCAAUUUUCCAAUCACCGUGGCCUGCUACGCCUCCCUCCUCUGCCUCUCGGCUUCCGUCAUCUUCCCGCUUUUUUUCCUCAAGGACCAGCACUUAGAUGGCGAGGUUCGCGGCCAUCGCAUCGCCGCCACCGUCUUCUCCUGCCUGGCGGCGGUGGCCUACAUGGGGGAGGUGAGCCUGACUAAAGCGAGGCCGGGAGAGGUGGCGGGGUACAUGGCGACCGCUCCCGGCCUGUUGAAGGUGUGCCAGACAUUCGUUGCCUGUAUCAUCUUCAUCCUGGUCAGCGACCCCGUUUCGUACAACCACCACGCCGCGCUCAAGUGGUGCAUGGCGGUGUACUGCAUCUGCUUCAUCCUCUCCAUGGCCGUGGUGGUGCUGUGUGUAGGCGAGUGCACCGGCUGGCUCCCAAUCCCCUUCUCCAAGUUCCUGUCUGCUUACGGGCUCCUGGCGGUUAUCAUGUACUUGACGGCUACCAUCAUCUGGCCCGUGUUCCAGUUUGACAAACAGCACCAGCGUGGAGGCCAAACGUCGAAACUCAUCGCAGUGGCCGUGCUCACUGCCCUCAACUUCCUGCUUUACCUCGCUGACCUGGCCUACACCGCCAGACUAGUGUUUGUCAGCGCCUGAAAAGAAAAGAGAUAAGGAGGGACACAUUCGGAGACAUAAAGCAGAAUUUAAUAUGCUAAAAGCUUGUGUGGCCUUUUAGAAAAAAAGUAUUGCAUUUCUGACAAAAAAUGCAAAACCUUUCCGUUUGGUGUCUAAUGUAAAAUGCUGAAAUGCAAUGUCCCGUUUGUAUAAAACUCACCUACAUUAUGUAUAUUUACAUUUUUGCAGCGCUUUACCUUGAAUGUGAAUUGACCUCUGCUAAAUGUGCAACACAAGUAUAUAGAGGAAAAGUGAGAUCUGACAAAAUGUGUGACAAAAAAAAAGUUGUAAUGCUGGUAAAAUCCAACAACGUCAUCACACUGGAACAGCAUAAGAGACAUUUUUGAGGGAGAUACAUUUAUUAUUUGCUUUAUUACACAGGCACUUCCUUGCAUUACACCCUUACUAAGAUUUGUUCACAUUCUUCUUAUUAUCUUUUGUUAAUAUAAACUUUUUUUCAAGCAUCAGCAUUGAAACAAUUGAAAGAAUGUCAUUUGAGCAAAUUAAGUUUUUAGAUGAACAAAUAUAUUGAUUAUUUUGAAGCAUGCUAUGAAAUGUGAUGAGAUUGUGGUUACAAUAUGUGCUGUGGCUUGAACAUUGCAGCAAUGAAGACUUGAUAUCCACCGCUUAUUUUCUUUAUUGAUCGUUUGGUUUCCAAAAUAAAAUAAAAUAGUGAAAAAUGUCCA
Gymnodraco acuticeps is the source of this 1825-nucleotide messenger RNA. Its product is annotated as myeloid-associated differentiation marker homolog. Gene Ontology annotation, cellular component: membrane. NCBI's taxonomy places the organism in Eukaryota, Metazoa, Chordata, Actinopteri, Perciformes, Bathydraconidae. The transcript is spliced from 2 exons. The record is from RefSeq and is a predicted model, not a curated record. The coding region runs from base 273 to 1121 and encodes 282 amino acids.